Messenger RNA from Venustampulla echinocandica, 1815 nucleotides. RefSeq lists its product as uncharacterized. The coding region runs from base 1 to 1815 and encodes 604 amino acids. The record is from RefSeq and is a predicted model, not a curated record. The transcript has a single exon. Lineage: Eukaryota; Fungi; Ascomycota; Leotiomycetes; Helotiales; Pleuroascaceae.
AUGGCUCAGCCGGGCUUUGCGGCGUACGCGCCUUUCCAACAUGUUUCUUGUCCCUGUGAAGGGUCAAGAUACCGCUAUUCUCCUUUAGCUCCAACGGAUAUACGCCUUGUCAUCCUGGAACCUGGAGAGUUGUCCGAUGAAAUCUUUUGUCGCAUGCCAAUAUUCCCCUGCCAUCGCGCCCCGGUAUUCGAAGCCAUAUCGUACACAUGGGGUGACGAGACAGAAAGGCAGGUUGUCAGAUGCCUGGACAACCCUGGGACGCUCUGCGUUGCGAACAGUUGCGCGUCUGUUCUGCGAAGACUUCGAUACGCUGAUCGACAGAGGUAUAUAUGGAUCGACGCACUGUGCAUCAACCAGCAAGAUUUACAAGAGCGCAGUCUACAAGUUAAAGCCAUGGCCCAAAUCUACUCAUCGGCGUUUCGAGUUGUCAUAUAUCUAGGCGAAAGCGCCGAUGACAGCGACCUAGCCAUGGAUUUCCUAUCCUCCGGGCAAUAUUACAACAUGAGUGACAUGAUCAAAAGCGCAAUGGGGCGUCUUUUGCGCCGUCCCUGGUUUGAAAGAACAUGGGUUAUCCAAGAAGUUGCCAUGGCAAAGUCGCCCAAAGUUCUCUGCGGUACCAAGUCUGCGCCGUGGUCCAGUCUCGUCGUGUGCGCGAUAAAGCUCUCACUGCAGCCUCCCGUACUCUCUCCCAUCGGUCGGCUUCGGAAGCAUUCAUGGAUGUAUAUCGUCACAACCGAUCAGUUCGUGAAAGCGCUCUGCGAUUCAACAGCGUGUCAUUGCCGCGAUCCUCGAGACAAAGUCUUCGCAUUUCUUGCCAUGUACCCGUCGAUGAUGAAUGCAAAUGAAAUAGCCAAAUAUCGAGAAUCUGGAUUUCCAAUGAGCAGGGCACGCAAACUACCGCUAGAGGACGUUCCUACGGCCAAACAGAUUUCUGUGCAAGAUGAGUUGGGAAUCGACAUGAACCUUUGGUUGACCCCUCGAACGUCAACCAAUUACAGCCACUCCGUCGAAACCGUUUUUACAGAGUUUGCAACUCUCUUGAUAGAAAAUCAAGGUCUCGACUUCCUGUCCGCCAUGCAAGGUCGUUCAAAGCCAGAUAUCUUGCCAACUUGGGUUCCAGACUGGCGGGUCCCUUGCAAGCGGGCAAUUUUGGCACAUAUCCCCUUAGUCCAGUUCAAUGCUGGAGGGUCUGCUCAGUCAUUCUCUACCUUUUCACCUGAUCCAAAGUCUCCAGCGAAGCUUCUCAUGGCCCGCGCUGUGAAAAUUGGAAAGAUUCGGUUCUUGGGAGAAACUUGUGACGUGGAAGUUCCAAACUGGGAACACGUCGUGUUCCGCCGCUGGAGAACUCUUGGCGAGCGCGCAUGGAGAGAGAUAAUUCCAAGUAGAUCACCUACCAGCUUUCUAACAGCUUUCUCCCAGGCGAUCUUCACGGACUCGGACGACUACUUUUACCAACCACGGGAAGCCUUGUGCCAAAAACUUUCCAACCAUGUGGCAGGGGCCUCGAUAGAAGCCGGCGACUUCAUUCAAGGUAUCGAUCCGUCGGCGCUUGACCGAUUGCGAAUAAGCUGCCACGGGCGGAGGUUCUUCGUCGACCAAAACGGAGUCCUGGGCUUAGCAGCAAGUGAUAGUUUAGAAGAAGAUUUGGUUUACGUCUUAUUGGGAGCGAAAGUGCCUUAUACCUUUCGGCCGCGUCGGUCUCAACCUUUGUCCGAAGUGAAUCUGAUUGGUGAAUGUUUUACUCGUGGAUAUAUGAAAGAGGAGGCGGUAUCUCCAACUGCGGGCUUCCGUGUUGAGAGUCUCCGUAUACUCUGA